This is a messenger RNA of Anneissia japonica, 3519 nucleotides long. Its product is annotated as NAD kinase 2, mitochondrial-like. NCBI's taxonomy places the organism in Eukaryota, Metazoa, Echinodermata, Crinoidea, Comatulida, Comatulidae. Gene Ontology annotation, cellular component: mitochondrion. The record is from RefSeq and is a predicted model, not a curated record. Gene Ontology annotation, biological process: NADP+ biosynthetic process; NAD+ metabolic process. Gene Ontology annotation, molecular function: NAD+ kinase activity. The transcript is spliced from 8 exons. The coding region runs from base 177 to 1544 and encodes 455 amino acids.
CUCUUGAUGACUUUUAUCCAUAAGUUGUGUUUACACAUUUCGUUUCGACCUCGCGAUUUGUAUUACGAAUUAAAACCUUGUUUUAUUGUGUUUCAGACAUCCAAGCAUCAUGUUGAGAAUUGCAUAAAUACAUCAAAUACUCUCGAAAUGGUUAUAUCCUUCCUUUGGAAUAGACCAUGUUUUGUUCUAGGAUAGCAAAGAAUUUCUUAGGCCCAAACUGCUCGACACUGCCGCGGUUGUUUUCAGGGUACCUCGUAGAGAAAUUGAUCAAGCAGCCACCCUUGCUGCUCACCGGAAGCUAUCACGUGCUGACUGUUACUGGGCCUAGCAAAUUUAGGUUGUCUAGAUUGUACAAUGUUAUAAAACGGAGUUGCACAAAUCAAGGUGAAAGAAAUGAUUUAAACAUGGAAACAACUAUGCAAUUAAAGAGAGUGCUUGUUUUGUCGAAAAUAACAAGAUACGAAUAUGAACGCCAGCGACAUGAAGGAAUCUCCGAAAAGAAGCUGGAGAAAUUACUUGCAGAGAGAGGUUCAGAUUACAAGAAAUUACUACAACGAAAUGACAUUCAUCAAGGCAAUAUAAAACAGUUGUGUGCAAUGCUAGAAGAGAAUGGCAUUAAUUACAAAGUAGUUCAGAGAAAAGAAUACAACGAAACGUGCAUUGAUUGGGCUGAUCUGGUGAUUUCUGCUGGGGGUGAUGGUACAUAUUUGUCGGCUGCCAGUAAGAUCCAUGACGCCAAACCUCUCAUCGGCAUCAACACUGAUCCAAACAACUCAGAAGGUCACCUGUGCCUACCAAACAAGUACUCAACAGAUUUCAAUGAAGUUCUUCAGAAACUAAAACAAGGAAAAUUUAGGUGGAAGUGGCGACAAAGGAUUCGUGUUACUGUAGACGGGGCCGUUCCAUUAGAGCCGGUGGAUUUACAGGACCAAAACCAUCGGGAUCAGCACUGGAAAAUGCGAGAAAAAGCCAAAUUAGAAACAACAGUACCUGGUCCACGUAUCUUGCCUAUCAAGGCUUUGAAUGAAGUUUUUAUUGGAGAAACAUUGUCUUCAGUAGUGUCUUAUUAUGUAGUGAACAUUGAUGACGGUCCAGCAGAGAAGCAGAAGAGCUCAGGAAUCACCAUAUGCACUGGUUCAGGGUCCACUUCUUGGUCUUUUAACACAAACAAGCUUUCGUCUCAGAGUUUGCAAGAAAUAUUACGAAUUGUUAAGGAAGAAACUGGCUGCAAUAUACCUGAAAGUCAAGACUCGGUCAAGAGAAUAGUAGACCGGUUCAACGAUUCUUUGGUGUUUGACCCAUCUGAUGUCAGGAUGGCUUAUACUGUGCGUGAUCCAGUUGUUAAUAGAAUCUUUGCAGCUGACUUUCCCAGGGGAUUUGCUAAAAGAAUCAGCAUCAGGUCUCGUUGUUUUGAUGCUUGCCUUGUCCUUGACAGCGGCUACUCCUUCAUCUUCAAUGAUGGUGCCAUGGCAACAUUGGAAACUAGGGAAGAGGAUGCAUUGCGCACACUUGAGCUAAUUGAAGAAGAACCAGAUGAUGAGUAAAGAAUAGUCAAAAGAAGAUAAAUCCUAUAUAUCAUGCACUGUUUGGGGGCAGUUAAAGAAUAGCAUUAUUACCUUAAAACAUGGUUUCAGUUGGUAAAGAUGAGGCAGAAGAGUUGGAUGAUGAAGACAAUAUAUUUUGCAUGAUGGAUUUUGUCAACAGCUAAAGAUUGGUGAAACAGAGUUCAUUUGAUCGUAAUAAUAUAUAAGAUAAAGAAGUGACAGACAGUUUAUUGAAUGUUAUUGACCAAUAGUUAAAAAUACAUUAUUAGCCUCCCCAAAGGAGCGAAGCUCUAGGGGAGGCUAUUGUUUUUUCCUAUGUUCUUCAUAUUGCCGUCGUUUGUGUCUUUGUUGUUGGUCAUUUGUUUGUAUACCACGGUAUCUAAAGUUUGGUAAGCCUGAUUGGAUUCAAACUUGGCAGAAUGCAAGAUGGUAAUAAGAAGACGGAGUGUAUUGUUUUUGGUACAUGUGUGAAUAUGCUUUUUGCUCAUUUCAAUAAUUAUUAUUUUACUAAUAAGGUAAUUUAUGCUAGCUACCUCGAUAACUAAAGUUUGGUAAGUCUGACUGGUUUCAAACUUUGCACAAUGCAUCAUGGUAAUAAGAAGAUGGAGCCUAUGGUUUAUGGUACAUGUGAAUAUGCUAAUUGCACAUUUGCAUAAUUAAUAUGUCACUACAGGAAAUUUAUGCUAAAUACUAUCAUAACUCCCUAAGAAAAUUUCUAAUUUAGGUAACUGUUAGUUGUAGCCCUCUAAUUACAGACAUUCGGCAGCUGUUGACAUAUGUUGGUGUUAGUAGAUGGCAUAUAUGACGAGAGAUGUGUGCACAAACUAUGACCAAACAUGCAAAUACGGAAAACUAAAUACUAUUUACAAAAGUGAAAUUGGGGAUAAUUUUAUAUAUUUUAUUCAUGUUGUCGUCGUCGUUUCAAACUGAUAGGUUUCAAAUUCCUACUUAUAAAUUUUAAGAGAAAAAUCACAUCGUGGGGAUGCUAUGCUUUUAUUGCGCAGAGUAAAAGUAGCAUUUCUAGUUAUUGAUUGUGGUUGAAAAAAUGUAGGCCUACUGUACAGGUUUGUGCAAAAGUGAAAUUGAAAAUUGGGGAUAAUUUUAUUUAUUUUAUUCAUGUUGUCGUCGUUUUAAACUGAUAGGUUUCAAAUUCCUAAAUACAUUUUCAGAGAAAAAUCACAUCGUGGGAAGGCUAUGCUUUUACUGCGCAGUGUAAAAGUAGCAUUUCUAGUUACUGAUUGUGGUUGAAAAAAUAUAGGCCUACUGUACAGGUUUGUGCUUGUUAUGGUGUAUAGGAAUAUGUCAGUAGUGUCCUGUUAAGCAUCCUAAAGGAAUUUAAUAAUGAAUAGUUAAUUAAAAAAAAUUUAUACCAAAGAGUAUGAGUUAAACUCUACCUUCAUUUCUCUAAAACACCUAGAGGGAUCUGUGAUACAAGGUGCUAUAUGUGGUUUUAUUCCAGUAUUAUAAUGUUAGCGCCAACUUCAAAUUUUAAACUUCCAGCAGUAACAAACCGAUCAGUUGUCAGUUUGAUGUCUGCAUGGUAACCACUGUCGUUUGUUGUAUUAUUCUUGUCAACAUUGUACUGUUUAUUUUACUUUACUUUCUUUGCAUCUUUUCUAUUUAUCUGGGUUUAAACUACAGUUAUAAACAUGAAGAAUAAAAUUCAAUAUUUGCUCACUUCUUAUGCAAAUUAAGUAAGUUUAUUGGUCUGCAAUUAAAACUUACAGUGAGAAAAUAUUUUGGUAUCACAUAAUUGAUAUUGCAUUGAAAUUUGCCUAUGUAGACCCUUAAUAAUUGGUUGGUACUAUUAGAUGGCUGUAAACCAGUGAUAACUGUAUUGUUUCAGGCUGUCUCAUUGGAAACCUAUUAUUUGAUGUUAAGUGAACAAUUUAAUAUUUUCUUUGAUCUUUUGAGGGUUUCUUUUACUGCAGCAGUAUGCAUUACAAGUAAAUAAACCAAUAAUAAUGAUCUUAUA